UCUCUCUACGCCGAUGCAGAGGGCAAAGCCGUCGUUACUCGCCUCUCGCUUCCGGCACCCCGUGACGAUGAGAUUCUCGUCAAGGUCCUGUACUCGGGUGUCAAUCCGUCCGACUUUAGAACGUUAAAGUUCUUCGACUGCCGACGGCGCGUGCUGGGCAAUGAGUUCUGUGGCAAGGUGCUCGAGAGCCCUGGCCUGGCCAACUCGACCUUCAAGGCAGGUGACGUUGUCGCCGGCUACACAGAUGGCUCCAACAACCGCCCGGAGCGCUUCGGCACGCACCAGGAAUAUAUAUCCAUCCCGCCUGCCUGGGCCUUCCAGGUACCCGAGAACGUGCCUCACCCCAACGCGGCGGCUCUCCCCGUCGUGGUUCAGACUGCCAAUGAUGCGCUUUUCAACCGGUUCCAGCUGCCCCUCCCGCAAGAUGCCAAAGGUCCCAUCGAGGGAACCAUGGUCAUCUGGGGCGGUGCCACCUCUGUCGGCAUGGCCGCGAUCCAGCUCGCGCGCGCCAGCGGCAUCACCUCCAUCAUCGUCACGGCGUCGCCGAAGCGGCAUGAAUUUCUCAAGAAGCUGGGUGCGACCCACUGCUUCGACUACAACGACGAGGACACCGUGGCCAGCAUCAAGGCACUAAUAUUGCAAAGCGCCGGCGACGACGGGCGUGUCUGGGGGUUCGACGCGGUCGGCACCAUCAGCACGCCCAGUUCGCAGACGCUCCUCGCCAGUUCGAUCCCCAGCAGGAGCGGCGACCGCGUUCGCCUCGUGACCGUACUCAUCAUGCCCCAAGAAGGCUUCGAGCCCUGUGUCGGGGCGCGGCAUUACCAGGUUGCGUUUGACCUGCCCAACGGGCGCAAGAUUGAUUUUCCUCCCGACAUGGAGGCGGCGGACAGAAUGUGGAAGGCCCUCCGCUGGGUGGUGGAUCAUUAUGGCAAAGAGUUCCAAGAGACCCCCAUUCGAAUCUUUGAGGGAACAGCGGAGGACGCGCUGGAAGAGGUUGCCAAGGUCGAGACCACCGGGACAUUUGGAAAGUUGGUGCUGGCGCAGCCAUGGGUUGUCAAAAGGGACUAGAAGCCUGGAUCUGCCAUUGAAUCUCAGACCAAGCUCUCUCUCCCCCUGAAGCUUUCUGA
Molecule: messenger RNA, 1127 nt
Organism: Emericellopsis atlantica
Lineage: Eukaryota; Fungi; Ascomycota; Sordariomycetes; Hypocreales; Bionectriaceae
Product: chaperonin 10-like protein
Exons: 1
Molecular function (GO): oxidoreductase activity, acting on NAD(P)H
Source: RefSeq, a predicted model, not a curated record